CUAUGCAAAGAUAUCAACCGUAAACGACUACUGAAUCGCUUGUGGUCGGAGACGAUAAGGAAAGUGUCGGAGCCGAGCAGGAAGAUGGUGACAGAGAGACUGCUGCAGCCUGACAGGUCACUGGCGAGGCUGGACAGGAAUUUUAGAUAUCAUAUUCCUCAAUGGCUUAUUUUUUCUAUAUUUUUUCUUUCUCGAUCCGGUAUGGUACUAAUUGAAACGUCCCGGUACACAUCAGGCUUCAACUUGGGUGAGCCCAACAUGUUCGCAGACUGGAUUCAUAGGAUGUUCAGGCUUGAGCUGAUGAUUGACGAGGAUGCCAGGGAGGGUGUUUUUUUGAGACUUUCGCGGAUUAGGAUACGGAUACCCACUUCAUGCAGGUUAUUAAUGCUUCUAUGUCCUCCUUUGUUUGUGUUUGUGUGCGUGUGA
Molecule: messenger RNA, 426 nt
Organism: Striga asiatica
Lineage: Eukaryota; Viridiplantae; Streptophyta; Magnoliopsida; Lamiales; Orobanchaceae
Source: the annotation of a GenBank genome assembly